Fukomys damarensis (Damara mole-rat) is the source of this 3501-nucleotide messenger RNA. RefSeq names its product RUNX family transcription factor 3 (gene Runx3). The record is from RefSeq and is a predicted model, not a curated record. The coding region runs from base 1 to 1395 and encodes 464 amino acids. Gene Ontology annotation, molecular function: ATP binding; RNA polymerase II cis-regulatory region sequence-specific DNA binding; DNA-binding transcription factor activity, RNA polymerase II-specific. NCBI's taxonomy places the organism in Eukaryota, Metazoa, Chordata, Mammalia, Rodentia, Bathyergidae. The transcript is spliced from 5 exons. Gene Ontology annotation, cellular component: nucleus. Gene Ontology annotation, biological process: regulation of transcription by RNA polymerase II; hemopoiesis; regulation of cell differentiation.
AUGCGUGGCAAAAAAAUCCGGAAAGCACGCGUUUUGAAGGCCUCUCCACAUUUUCAAAGAGUCACCACGAAGACAGAUGCUUCCCUCGAGGCCUGCACGAUCCGAAUCUCGUUUAGAGGAGAGGGCAGAGAGGAACAGGGUGGUCCAGCCCAGCUGGAUGCAGGCCCGUGGGAGGCUCCCUUCCGUCUGCCCCAGGUUGGCUCAGGGACCACACCGAAGCCGGACCCGAGGCGCCGGGCUGGGCAUAGGGCAUGCCUGGCGCGUAGGAGGCUCUGGGGUCAACGGGGCGGAGGGAGCGAGAGAACUCUUUGGGGCGGCUUCCUGAGCGGUGUCACCGGCCUGGGGCCCCCGCAGGGCCCAGCUGAGGGUCCCAGCGUCACCAGCCCAAAGCAGUCUGAGCUCUGGAAGCCCCGCGGCUGCUGGAAGGGAGGAGAAGGAAGGGUGGUGGCACUGGGGGAUGUGCCAGAUGGAACAGUGGUGACUGUGAUGGCAGGCAAUGACGAGAACUACUCUGCUGAGCUGCGCAAUGCCUCGGCCGUCAUGAAGAACCAGGUGGCCAGAUUCAACGACCUUCGAUUUGUGGGCCGCAGUGGGCGAGGAAAGAGUUUCACACUGACCAUCACUGUGUUCACCAACCCCACCCAAGUAGCCACCUACCACCGAGCCAUUAAGGUCACUGUGGACGGACCCCGGGAGCCCAGACGGCACCGACAGAAGAUAGAGGACCAGACCAAGGUGUUCCCUGACCGCUUUGGAGACCUGGAAAGGCUUCGCAUGCGGGUGACGCCAAGCACGCCCAGCCCCCGAGGCUCACUCAGCACCGCCAGCCACUUCAGCAGCCAGGCCCAGACCCCAAUCCAAGGCACCUCGGACUUGAACCCUUUCUCGGACCCCCGCCAGUUUGACCGCCCCUUCACCCUGGCGGAGAGCCGCUUCCCCGACCCCAGGAUGCAUUACCCCGGCGCCAUGUCGGCUGCCUUCCCCUACAGCGCCACGCCCUCGGGCACCAGCAUCGGAGGCCUCAGUGUGACGGGCGUGCCAGCCGCCAGCCGCUUCCACCACACCUACCUCCCGCCGCCCUACCCUGGGGCUGCGCAGAGCCAGAGCGGGCCCUUCCAGGCCAACCCGGCGCCCUACCACCUCUACUACGGCGCCUCCUCGGGCUCCUACCAGUUCUCCAUGGUGGCCGGCGGGGGCAGUGGCGGGGGUGAGCGCUCGCCCACCCGCAUGCCGACCUCCUGCCCCAGCAGCACCGUCUCCAUGGCCACUGGCAACCUCAUGAACCCCAGCCUGGGCCAGGGUGACGGCGUGGAGGCCGACGGCAGCCACAGCAACUCACCCACAGCCCUGAGCACGCCGGGCCGCAUGGACGAGGCCGUGUGGCGGCCCUACUGACCCCCCGCGAGGAGGGGACCCGGUGCUCUGACGGGGACUCCGGGCAGCAGUGGGACUUGUGCUCCUGCGCGGCCAGGGCCCCAGGGGCUAGAGCUGCAUUGACUCCGACAGGACUGUCCAGCCACGUCGUCGCCCAGAGGGGAAGGGGACCCCCUCCAGGACACUGUCCCCAGCCUGGUCCCAGUCCCAUGCACCCCAGAGCCACCUUGUCAUCUCCACCCCUCUGGGGUCAGCCCCAAUCCCAGGGAAGAAGUUGACAGACCACAGCCUUCCUCAGACGCCCUCCCCUGUGGGCCAGUCCAGUCCGCAUUUGCACCCAUUGAGUCAGAACUAGAAAGCCCCCUCCCGGAGAAGGGUCCCCUCACUGCAGAGAUGGGGCAGGACCUCAGAAGGCCAGCAGAAGGGAUGAGCUGCACCGCAGGAGGCCCCAACCCUGCUUCCUGCCCUCCCUAGCAGCUCAGAAGCCCUUGGCCCAUUUCAGCUGCCCAGGGCACCAGGCCCCAGAGCAAGUGGGCUGUGGUGUCAGUGCCCUAAAGCAGGGAAGGGCCUUUCUGGCCAGCCACCAUGCACUUGUCCAGGCCAUGGCGUCCCUCUGCCCUCUUGCGGGGAGUCGCCUUAUUUCCAUUUGCUGAGACAAGACAAGAGUCACAUGGGUCCCAGCGGAGAGCCCUGAGGUGUGGUGUGGAGGACUCAGGUCUAUGUCCCUGUCACCAAGGUCCCAUCGAGCACUGUCCCACCACCUCGGAUAGCCCAGCCAAAUCUUCCAAUACCUGCCACAAAGAUCUCUUUAACCUGUUUGCACUCCCAAAGCGAACAGUCUUGAACAAAUUCAGUUUUUAAAAGUGAUUUUAGAAAAGAGCAGCUUCAGUUAUAUGUUUUUGAACACGAGGCCUCUAGCAGGUAGUGCUCCGGGCUUGUGAACACCACCUCCCACCUGCUGCCUUCUACCAGUACACAAUUAUCAAGACCCCUCCUCCUCCCCGGCACAUCCCUGCCUCUGCCGGGAGACCAGGGGAUGUGGGGGAGGAGCGUGGGCCCUCCUGUCUGUGCUCCCAGGCAUUUGUCCAGCACACAGUGGGGCAUGGUGGGGUGAGUGGAGUGUGGGAACAGCGCAGGCUGUGUGAGGCUCUCAGCCUUGGCCGGGGCCCCCGUGUUCAGAAGUCCGAUGUUUCCCCUCCAUCCUGCAGAUGAUGCGAAUCCCUGCAUCUUGCAGAUGGAAACACGAGUCUACGAGGUUCUUUGUGUCUGAGUUCUUGAUGGAAAAGGAUGAGAAAACAAGGGUUCGAUGCCACAUGACUCUCAGCCACAUCCUCUGUGGGUGUGGAAAUCUCCCCUACAGUGUCCCUUCUUACUGCUCUAUGUCAUAGCAAGUGAUUGGCCAGGCUACUCCCAGCUGUAACAACAGCUAGAUAUGUUCUCUGACUGCUGAGGGAGUUCUGAUCCAACUCGGAUCCCUCCUGUUGCAGUUUCUCUUGUCCUGUCCUCACUGGAAGUCAGUAUUCUUUUCACAAUAGCAGCUGAGGGUGUCCUGCAGGGUGUCCUCCCUGCACCCUGGGGGCCCCUCGCCCCUUCUCAGGAAGCAGCUACAAACCUACUACCCUCCUACUUGCUUCACUCUCUCCCAAGGCCAACGAGGGAGACGCCCUGUGGCUCCCAGCGCCCAGUACUUUGUAGCCCCAGUUCAGAGACUGCCCCCUUCUGAUGCCCAGGCCCUGGUCAGGGCAGGACAGGAAGUAAAUUGACCCUGCACCCUCUCACCCUCUGCUGAGCGGCGAUGGUGGCCCGGCCUAGUCUGUUUGGACUCCCUGGCUGGGGAGAAUGGGUCCCGAUUUGCAAGGCUGCUGUAACAGUGUGCCACACAAACACAUGUGGUGGAAAGCACAAGGAAAGAAGGGUUAGGGUACGAUGUCUGCGUGAGUGCUUAGGGUGGGUGCAGACCCUCUGUUACAUUGUCAUGCCGAGGUGUCCGUACCUGCUCAAACCUUCCAGAAAAUCGUCCCCAGCCGGGGGCGGGGGUGCUGCUGCUUUGCACUGUCAUUUGCUUAAUGUGUUUGUGUCUCAUGCACAACCUGCUUGUACAGUACACUGUCUGUCUUCGGUACUAUU